AUGGCAACAACAACAGCACGGAAGCGUGAGGAAAUGGUGUACCAUCAGCAUUUGCAAGGUCUCACCGAUUUCAACGAAGUACGAAUGGGGUACUUCAUAUCUAGGAAUAUACUGGUGUCCUCUGACCUGUUCACCAUCUCCUUCUACGGCGCCUUAGCUAUACUACCGUUGAACAUUCGUCUCCUUUUUGUUGAGAACGCUUGUAGUAGAAUCAUUAGCAGUUCUUCGUACGCUGCCGAGUAUAUUAUCGGAGGCAUGGACGCCAAGGAAGGUGCCGUACCUUAUCAGGUUUCGUUGCAGCUGCAAGGCAAACAUUUUUGCGGUGGAUCGAUCGUAGGCGAUCGUUGGAUACUGACUGCUGCCCAUUGUGUAGUGGGUGUAAAUCUGAACGAGACGAGAGUUGUCGUUGGAACUAACAAUUGGAAGAAGGGAGGCAUCGCGUACGCGGUAGAUCGUAGCUUUCCUUACAACAAUUUGUCGCUGAAUUCUUUCUACAUGAAGGACGAUAUCAUAUUGCUGCGGUUGGCAUUCCCACUGAAGUUGAACAACCGCGUACGACAAAUUGCAUACACGGCGGAAAUAGUACCCGAUAAUGCUACCCUCACAGUCACCGGAUGGGGACGGAUAAAUAAAGUACAAAGACCCAAAAUGCUGCAAACUCUCGAUGUACGCCACAUCACACUGAAUCGUUGCCGAGACAUUAUUGAUAAAUCGAAAUUCUUAUCGCCGUAUAACAUUAAGCUCUUUGAAAACGUAAUGUGCACUUUCAAAAAAAGAGGCCAAGGAACGUGUAAUGGUGAUUCUGGCAGUCCGGUAACAUGGAAGGGAAAACAAGUCGCCAUAGUUAAAGCAAAGCUGACGGAUGAAUGCGGUGUGGGAUUACCUGAUAUUCAGACACGCAUUUCCUUCUAUCAUGACUGGCUACAGAAGACUAUUGCCUCCAACAGCGAUUAA
Anopheles marshallii is the source of this 954-nucleotide messenger RNA. RefSeq names its product chymotrypsin-2-like. Gene Ontology annotation, biological process: proteolysis. Gene Ontology annotation, molecular function: serine-type endopeptidase activity. The transcript is spliced from 6 exons. The record is from RefSeq and is a predicted model, not a curated record. The coding region runs from base 1 to 954 and encodes 317 amino acids. Lineage: Eukaryota; Metazoa; Arthropoda; Insecta; Diptera; Culicidae.